UACCUCGACAAGUCUUUCGUGUAGCGUAGCACGCUUCUGUAAUCGGACAUCAUUCGAUGAACAAUAUUUUCUGUGGAUGGUUGGUUGCUUGAGCUCAUAUUGCGGCCCAGUGGUAAGGUCAUGCCGCAAUACAUUUUCUUUUCACAGAGAUCCUGAAUCAAAUCAAAGCAUCGACUACUCCGUUUUCGUUAUGAAUACAACUAUUUUCGUCGGUGACUGUCAGAAUAAACAGUGUGCUCCAACCAGUAUGCUACUACACUUGACAGGAAUAUCGCCGGUCAUAUUGUGCAUCGCGUGGGAGUGAACACUUAGCAGCCAUUACAGUCGGUGCCGCAGUAUCUGCUGAUCAGUGAGAGAAUCAGCUACUCUGUAUAGCAAUCAGCGUGAGUCUUCAAAGGGAUUGAAUAAUGACAAAAGAACUCUGCUGAAGCGGAUGACAAAUGCAUGAGUAUUAGUAUUUUAAUGCAAUUUUGUUGUGCACAAAUAGCUACUCCUUAAUUUGUGCCCAGCACAAGCCUAGAAAAACAUGCGGCUCCGGAGACAAAGUCAAGCUGCCCUCUGGUGUGCACUUCGUCUCCUUUUGAGUAUCAUUUAUGUCAAUGUCUGUGUGACUUUAGCGGAAUGGCAAGGAGAUCUGUCAGCCUAUGAGCUAGCCAGCUUCAAUAAUCCUGAUCAAGAAGAUGUACCCCGUGCCCAGUCGUUCAACCAUUUUGCCUUGAGUGAUCAUGGUGAUGUCUAUGUUGGAGCUGUCAAUUGGUUGUACAGGUUGAAUAGUAGGUUGGAACAGAUACAGAAUGCUUCAACGUGUGAUGACAGUAUGCCUUACAAUGGGAUACCGUGUCGUCGUACAAAUAACUACAACAAGAUACUGGUCAUUGACAGUACUCGGCCAAACAGUCUGAUCACCUGCGGUGGUGUGUAUGAUGGUAUAUGUCAGUUACGACAGUUACACGAUAUAGGAGUUGCAGUGACAGAAACAUAUUUUAGUGUCGCAGGUUUCGAGGAUGCAACAACUGUUAGUUUGAUCUCUCCAGGAAGGUACGGGCAAGAAAUGCUCUAUGUCGCUGCUACCUACACGGGGGAAAAUUUGCUGUUUAUAUUUGCAGCGAUCAUAACAAGACGAACCCUUAAAAUUGACGAUAUUUUCGAAUUACAGUUGAACAGUGAUGCUAUCCUUUUCAAUAAUCGUGCAUUAAACGGAGACUUUACAGUUACUUAUGUUGCAGCAUUUGCGUACACUGGAUUCACAUACUUUGUUGCCUCUCAGAAAGAAGAUUUGAGGUAUGUCCACUACGUUUCUAAACUUAGCAGAGUAUGUCAGAGUGGCUUUAAUCUAGAUGCAUACACUGAAAUCACCAUCCAUUGCAAUGGAUCAGAUGGUAGUGGGUACAGCUUGGUGCAAGCGGCUCACUUUGGACCAGCAGGACCUGAUCUAGCGGCAUCAUUGGGUCUUCAUGCAGACGAGCAGGUACUGUAUGCUGUGUUUGCCAAGAACCAAGGAGCUCCGGGUACCAGUGAUGUACCUACCGACCAUUCAGCAUUGUGUGUGUACAGGAUGACAGAUAUCUUGGCUGGCUUCAAAGAAGCAGUACGGGGCUGUAUUCAGGAUGGUGCAGCAUACUCUGUAGGCUACUUGGAUGGUUCUUUCUGCAGAACAUUAUCGGGAAUUUCGCCAGACGAAUUUUUGUGUGAUCCUGUUGCUGAUGGCACAAUUCAGCUGUACAAAUAUGCCAAAGGGACCACUCCUGUCUCAUCUGCAGCCUUGCUGGAAGUACCAGGUUCCUUGAUGUCAUCCAUCAUUACCAGCGUUGAACUCAACCACACUGUGGCAUUCAUUGGAACAUCAAGGGGAAAGCUUUUGAAAGUCCACAUUAAAAGUAACGCAACAGCCAGAAUGUAUGAGAGAGUGCCUCUAGAUACCAGCCCAGUACUGACAGAUGUCAAGAUAAACGACGCAACAAGAGAGAUGCAUUUACUCACUGAACAAAAGUUAAUCAAGAUGCGUGCCGAGAACUGUGAUCAGUACAUAACCUGUGAGACGUGUAUUGGAACUGAUGCAGGGAAUGAUGGAGACCCAUACUGUGGAUGGUGUACUCUAGAAAGAAAAUGUUCAAGAUACUCCGACUGUGACUCCCCGACUGUGUCUACUCGCUGGUUGGCCUACAAUGCUGCUCAGUGCAUUAAUAUCACCGAUGUAGCUCCUUAUGACAGCCUGCCUAUCACUGUCACAGAACAACAGAUCGUGUUAAGUGUACAACAGCUCCCUGCCCUAGCGACUGGCCAGAGUUAUGAAUGUUACUUCGGGCCAUACCGAUCUCCUGCUACAAAGACCGGUGAUAUGCUUACGUGUAGAUCUCCACCUAGUGAUGGGAUACCUGCCAUUCAGCAAGGUGAUGAUGCUGUCGGUGUUGAUCUUAGUGUGUUUUCAACGGAAACAAUGGUUCGUUUCAUCGAUAUCAAGUUUCACUUUUACAGCUGUUCAGUUCAUGCCUCUUGCAUAUCCUGUGUUGCUAGUCGCUGGGCCUGUGACUGGUGUGUAUUUGACAACAAAUGUACUCAUGAAAGCUCCACCUGUACUGAGGCAAAUGAAAUCAUCCUUAUUGGAAAAAAUAAUCCAGUCUCAACUACACCAAAGGGACCUGGAUCAUGUCCACAGCUGCAAGCUCAAAGUGGUGAAGUUCUUCUGCCUAAUGGAAUCCAGAGGAGUAUUACAGUCAGGACUGAAAAUCUGCCAGAUCCAGCUCAGAUUUCUAGCUAUAGGUGCAUCUUAGAGGUUGAGGGGAUGCUUCAAAAAGCAGAUGCAGAACAUCAAGGAAGUAGCAUCACAUGCGAGCAGAAAGCUUACACGUAUUUAGCUAACAAUAAGCCAGAGCUCGAAGUGAGGUUGACUGUUACUUGGACUGACAAGACUGGUGCAGCACAUAUCCUUGAUGACGUAUAUGGGUUCAACGUAACUAUCUAUAAAUGUGAAGUCCAGAAACCGGACUGCAGCCGAUGUGUUACAGCCCGCCCAGAGCUUGGAUGUCUAUGGUGCGAUUCCAUGCCAGCCUUGAGUGUUUGCAAACUGAAUGAAACUUGCACUGGAAAUGUAGUGACUUCGUUUAAUGGAGUGAACUGCCCAGAUCCAGUGCUCAGUGAGGUGUUUCCGCUGGCUGGACCGAUUGAAGGCAGUACAGUCCUUACAGUAAUAGGCACUGAUAUCGGUCGACGAUUUGGUGACGUCAUGGCAGUGAUGGUUGGUAGUCAACCCUGUGAUCUGGAUGGAUUAAGCUCCGAUUAUGUAAUUGGAGGAAGUGUUAGUUGCAGAACAAAACCAGAACGUGAAGGAAGUCAGUCUGUCACUUUGACAAUCACGGGGGCAGAUGGUACACUGCAGCACAGCUCUGGAGUUGUCAACUUUAAGUUCACAAAUCCAAGGAUUACAUCAUUUGAACCUCGCCUUGGCCCAGAAGCUGGUUGGACUGCAGUAAGCGUGUAUGGCACAGACCUCAACACAGGACGAAAUAUUGCGGCGUUCAUAGGAGAAAAGCCAUGCAUCAUAUCAUCUGUCCCAAGAGAAGAGGUUUUAGAGUGUACUUCAUCCGACGGACAGGCUGGAAUGCAGAGUAACUUAAGAAUUUCCUUCGAUGGUGCGAACAGAGCAUCAGAUGAGAAGUUUAGUUACACAGAAAACCCUGUCAUCACACGGGUUCAGCCACUCAAGAGCAUUUAUUCGGGUGGUCGGACGUUAAACGUGAAUGGACAACACCUGGAUACCUGUCGAAAUCGUCAGAUUUACGUUGGGAACAGUCAUUUGACAUAUCGAGGGAAAUGCACAGGAGAUUCCCCCACAGAGAUGCAGUGCAAGUCUCCAAACAUAACAUCACUCCGAAUGAUGAUGGAGAGUGACGAAAACCUGACCUUUGGCUUCAUCAUGGACGGGGUCAUCGAACUAUUGGCAUGGUCUGAGAACAAUGAGGUCGAGCUGGAGUACUUUGAAGAUCCAGUGUAUGUCCCAUUUGAGAAUGGAGAGAUGGAGAAAGAUGGAUCAACACUGACAAUCAUGGGUGAAAGGCUGGAUAGUGCGAUCACAGCCAAAGAAAUACAAGUUAGGAUUGGAAAAGACUUCUGUGAAGUCAACCUGGUCAGUGAUACCGUCUUACAGUGCACUUUACCAAAGAAUGAACCGGCUGCUGGGGACUUCAGAGGUGGAAACGUGGAGGAAGGCCUACCUGUGGUCUGGGUACUACACAAUAACUUGGAGUUCGUUUUGGGGAGACUGAUCUAUCCCCGUUCCGUUCCCGUUGCUGCCACUGUAGCAGGUGUGCUUGUCUCUUUCUCCGUUGUUACACUCCUUGUCGCAGUUCUCAGUUAUUUGAGGCAGUUACACCGAAAACGCACCCAUGACCAACGACUCCUGAACCGAAUCAUGGAGGUCCAUCUCGAGAUGUCAUCUAACGUCAAGAGGCGCUGGUGGCAGAGAGUCCAGAAACAGAUGGACGAAGCGCCCACACAAACGCGCAUUGUUCUGAGAAACAAAGUCAGCUAUGUGCCCGACGAACUUCACAUUGAGUUUCGCCAACUGGAAUUGGGAAAGACACUUGGACAAGGAGCCUUUGGACGCGUACUGCAAGCUGUUCUGCACAGUGAGGCAGGAGAUCAAAUUGUUGCAGUGAAAACAGUGCAAGGUUAG
Acanthaster planci (crown-of-thorns starfish) is the source of this 4672-nucleotide messenger RNA. RefSeq names its product hepatocyte growth factor receptor-like. The record is from RefSeq and is a predicted model, not a curated record. Gene Ontology annotation, cellular component: plasma membrane; semaphorin receptor complex. NCBI's taxonomy places the organism in Eukaryota, Metazoa, Echinodermata, Asteroidea, Valvatida, Acanthasteridae. Gene Ontology annotation, biological process: positive regulation of axonogenesis; regulation of cell migration; regulation of GTPase activity. Gene Ontology annotation, molecular function: semaphorin receptor activity; protein binding; ATP binding.